Molecule: messenger RNA, 1103 nt
Organism: Menidia menidia (Atlantic silverside)
Lineage: Eukaryota; Metazoa; Chordata; Actinopteri; Atheriniformes; Atherinopsidae
Source: the annotation of a GenBank genome assembly
AUGGAUUUGGAUCAGACCAUCUCAACGGGCUGUCAGCCCCCCUGCUGUUAUGUAAACUGAAUUCUAUCAGCCACACUGACGCACAGAGCUCGCCCAGGCCUCAUGUCACGAGGUAAGCUCAUCUCAUCACUCAUUCUUUAUUAAUACAGGACGACACUUAUUCUCAAUCCUAAACUCACACAUUCAUUUCACGCACACCACCCAGAAGUACACAUGCUGUUUGCCAGGGACCGUCAAAGGUAGCCAGGCAGUCAGGCUGUGUGCCACCAGCUGGAUUCUCAUUCAUCCACUCUGUCUAUGGAGGCCUGUUUUCCACCUUGCUGCUAACAGAGUCUUUAUCUGACUAUUCUGAGGAGUACACCACAGCUUUGUCAAUCCCCUUUUGUGAAGAUGUUUCCUUGGUCCGCAGUUUUCUCCCUUGAGCCCAAAGUGCCCGGUCAACGCUCCACUGAGGAGCUGGUAACCAAUACCCUGAUGCUGGAGCUCGGGGCCAUGGUGAAGCGCACUGAGCGCAUACGUUUGGAGAGGGCGACGGAGGGACGGCGCCGCCGCCGGAGCUCCUCCUCCGCAGCCGACUACAGCUGGCUGGCCACCACACCCACGGCACAGCCCUACCAGCUCACUCCCAAUGACCUUCUGGAGCUGCAGGACCUCUGUGCCAAGAUCCCUCCUGCCCAAUGCGGGCCGGUGAUCGUCAGGUUCAGGAGGGUGGUGUCACAGAUGGAACCCGAGGUUCACGAGGUCCCUCGGUUGUUCCGCACCAUCCUGCGCGACUGCGUGGACGAGGUGAACGGAAACGAUGACAUUGGGACGCCGAACCCCGUUCUGGAGAAGCAGCAACGCAGCAAGAGCCUCUCCUUUGUUACUUUCCGCACAAAAUUCCGCUCGGGUCAAAUGUUCAAGGGCACCGGCAUGAGAGGCUCCAGAGGGAAUCUGCAGCAGGAAGUGGAUUGGUCGGACGAGGAGGAUGAUGGAGAAGGGGAAGAGGAAGCCAUAAAGGCCAGGGCCAGGAAGGGCAGGAGCAGGAGCAUGCCAGAAAUCACCCCGUACGAGCAGAGCGCCCAGGCAUGAGACAAGAGGAGUCAGGGGAGAGGUGAAGCACG